Molecule: messenger RNA, 1566 nt
Organism: Penicillium daleae
Lineage: Eukaryota; Fungi; Ascomycota; Eurotiomycetes; Eurotiales; Aspergillaceae
Product: aminotransferase-like domain-containing protein
Exons: 9
Coding region: 1-1566 (521 amino acids)
Biological process (GO): aromatic amino acid catabolic process; L-tyrosine biosynthetic process
Molecular function (GO): pyridoxal phosphate binding; aromatic-amino-acid:2-oxoglutarate transaminase activity; L-2-aminoadipate:2-oxoglutarate transaminase activity
Source: RefSeq, a predicted model, not a curated record
AUGAGCCCGCCUGCGCCGCUGGACAUUGAUAUGGUGGGCGUUACUGAUACCUCGGCUGUGCCCAUGCCGGACCCGUUGACCGUCAAUGGUGUUCCUGGGUGGCGCGAGAAGAUGGCGAAGAUACCCACUGGUGUUGCUGCGUCGUGCAGUAGUGAUAUGUUCAAGAGCCCGGCUUGCUAUACUAAGCCCAAGGCAAAGCGCUUCGAUCACCUGCUGUCUAUUGAGGCCAAGUCUCGCAAGGCCUCAACUCUGAAGGCUGCUGCUCAAUACCUCAAGAACCCAGGGAUCAUCUCUCUUGGCGGUGGUCUGCCCUCUGCUGAAUACUUCCCCAUUGAACAUAUCGACAUCAAGGUCCCCAAUCCCCCCGAGUUCUCCUCGGAAGCUACACGAAAGUCCGGCUCGGUUGUGCGCGCUGGAAAGCAUGAUAUCAAGGAUGGCACAAGUCUCUAUGAUCUCGAAAUUGCGCUUAACUAUGGCCAGGCGACCGGAGCUGCUCAACUACUCCGGUUCAUCACCGAGCACACUGAGAUUAUUCACAACCCCCCUUAUUCUGACUGGCAAUGUACCAUGACUUGUGGUAGCACUUAUGCUUGGGACACAGCACUUCGUGUCUUGACUGAGCGUGGUGAUUACAUUCUCAUGGAAGAGUAUACAUUUGUCAGUGCCGCCGAAACCGCAUUCCCUCUUGGUUUGAAGGCUGUCGGUAUCCCCAUUGAUGAAGAAGGUCUCAUUCCUGAGGCUAUGGAUGAGAUCCUUAGCAACUGGGACGAGAAGGCCCGGGGCGCACGCAAGCCUUAUGUCUUGUACACCAUCCCCACCGGACAAAACCCCACUGGUGCCACCCAGUCGGCUGAACGCCGCAACGCAGUCUACAAGGUUGCUCAAAAGCACGAUGUCUACAUUGUCGAGGAUGAACCCUACUAUUUCCUGCAGAUGCAGCCUUAUGAGUUCAUCAAGUCCCUUGUUCCCUCUUUCUUGAGUAUCGAUGUUGACGGUCGUGUGUGCCGAUUGGAGUCGUUCUCGAAGGUUAUUUCUCCUGGCUCCCGGGUUGGCUGGAUUGUUGCUUCGGAACAGAUGAUUGAACGUUUUAUCCGCAACUUCGAGGUCUCCUCGCAGAACCCCAGUGGUAUCUCCCAGAUUGUUCUGUUCAAACUCCUAGAUGAGCACUGGGGCCACUCUGGAUUCCUGGACUGGCUCAUCCACCUGCGCAUGCAGUACACCGACCGUCGCGAUGCGCUGCUCCACUCUUGUGAGAAGCAUCUGCCUACCGAGAUCGCCCACUGGGUACCUCCCGCGGCAGGAAUGUUCCACUGGAUUGAGGUUGAUUGGCGCAAGCACCCCGGCGUUGCGGCCGGCAAGACCCGCGAAGCCAUCGAGGAGGAAAUCUUUUUGUCUGCUGUGGAGCACCAAGUACUCUUGUCGCGGGGCAGCUGGUUCAAGGCUGACAAGUCUGCUGUCAUGGAAAAGAUGUACUUCCGCGCGACUUACGCCGCUGCGUCAUCGGAGAAGAUCGAUGAGGCUAUCGCUCGGUUUGCCAAGUGUCUGCGUGACCAGUUCGGUCUGUAA